UGAACCAUACCCUCUAAGCUAUCAUGUAUGCGGUUUAGGUUACACGUCAAGUCUUUCUUGAAUGAUGCAAAUUCUUGAAACUUGAAGCGAAAAUACUUUAUAACACACGUGUGACAAGUUGACAGCAAAAUGGUGAAGGAACAAUUUAGAGAGGCCGAUGUUGCAAAGAAAAUAAGCCAUGUGACAUUUGGUAUGAUGACAUCUGACCAAAUGAGUCAGUAUGCUCAUCUGCAGGUUGUCAGCAAAAAUCUUUACUCGCAGGAUGGUCAAAGAAAAGCAGUGCCAUAUGGAGUCCUUGACCAUCGGAUGGGCACGAGUGAGAAGAACAAUGACUGUGAGACAUGUGGCAAGGCAUUGGCUGACUGCAUCGGUCACUAUGGUUACGUAGAUUUGGAGCUGCCCUGCUUUCAUAUUGGGUUCUUUAGAACCACCAUAACUGUUCUGCAGAUGGUUUGUAAGACUUGCUGCAGAAUACUGUUGCAACCAGAUGUCAGGAAAAGUUUCCUGGACAGUUUCAAGAGACCAAUGACUUAUCUGCAAAGAAAAAUAGCCAAGAAAAAAGUAUGGGAAAAGUGCAAGAAGACUUCAUUGUGCUGUUAUUGUGGGGCCACAAAUGGAAUGGUCAAGAAAUGUGGCCUGUUGAAGAUAACACAUGACCAGUUCAAGAAAUCAGGGAAGGGAGAUCAUCCAGCCCUUCAAGAAUACGUCAGCUCCUUUGAUAAUGCCAUGGAAAAUAACAAGGAUUUGGAAAGUCUGUUAAAAUCUAACCAGGCUGUGUUGAACCCUCUGGUUGUUAAAAGCAUAUUUGAAAGAAUACCAAAUGAAGACAUCCCAUUGCUGCUGAUGAACUCUGAUGUGGCCCAUCCCAAGGAUCUCAUCCUUACGCGAAUCCUUGCCCCACCUCUGUGCAUACGACCUUCUGUUGUCUCUGAUCUUAAAUCUGGAACGAAUGAGGACGACGUGACCAUGAAGCUCACAGAGAUUAUCUUUCUCAACGAUGUCAUUCAGAAGCACAAGGCUACAGGGGCAAAGAUGCAGAUGAUCAUGGAGGAUUGGGACUUCCUUCAACUGCAGGUGGCACUCUUGUACAACAGUGAGACAUCAGGCAUUCCCUUGCACAUGCAGCCGAAAAAAUUCACCAGAGGUUUUGUGCAGCGCUUAAAGGGUAAACAGGGUCGUUUCCGAGGUAACCUGUCAGGAAAGAGAGUGGAUUUCUCCGGUAGAACAGUCAUCUCCCCUGACCCAAAUAUGGGUAUAGACCAGGUUGCCGUGCCGAUCCAUGUUGCCAAGGUGAUGACCUACCCAGAGAAGGUCAACAAAGCCAACAUAGAGCUGAUGAGGAAGCUGAUAAUAAAUGGCUGUGACGAGCAUCCUGGAGCAAACUUCAUCCAGCAGAGGCACACCAAUAUCAAACGUUUCUUGCGCUACGGAAACCGAGAAAAAAUAGCAAAGGAGUUGAAAACUGGGGAUAUUGUGGAGCGUCACAUGAUCGAUGGAGACAUAGUUCUAUUCAACAGACAGCCUUCCCUGCACAAACUGAGCAUACAGGCCUUCUAUGCCAAGGUGAUGCCUCACAGAACAUUCCGGUUCAACGAGUGUUGCUGCAACCCUUUCAAUGCCGACUUUGAUGGAGAUGAGAUGAAUCUGCACCUACCACAGACAGAGGAAGCCAAAGCAGAAGCUAUCAUCCUCAUGGGGUCCAAAUCAAACAUAGUAACACCAAGAAAUGGAGAGCCACUGAUUGCUGCAAUACAGGAUUUCAUAACAGGUGGCUACCUUAUAACUCAGAAGAACGUGUUCUUUGAUCGAGCCCGUACAUGUCAGCUGAUAGCUGCCAUGUUGGCUUCAACAGAUGAGAGGAUUAAAGUGGACCUGCCACUACCAUGCAUCUGGAAGCCUGUGAAACUGUGGUCAGGAAAGCAGAUCUUCAGCGUUCUCAUGCGUCCCAACAAAGAUGACCCGGUAAAGGCAAACCUUGUCACCAAGGGCAAGCACUACUCCAAAGACAGGGACCUCUGCUACAACGACUCAUUUGUUGUCAUCCGAAACAGUGAGCUGUUGUGUGGAAGCAUGGACAAAGGUACGCUGGGCUCCGGAUCAAAGAACAACAUCUUCUAUGUGAUUCUGCGAGACUUUGGUGAGAUCUACAAUGCCCGCUGCCUGGCGCGGCUGGCCAGACUGUGCCCAGCGUUUCUGAGUAACAGAGGAUUCUCCAUUGGUAUUGGUGAUGUCACGCCUGGCAAAGGUUUGCUGAAGGCAAAGUUUGAGCUGCUAGAUGAUGGGUACAGCACGUGUGUCAAGUACAUCAAGGCCCUGGAGGAGGGCAAGCUGACCACACAGCCGGGCUGCUCGGAGGAGGAGACCCUGGAGGCCAUCAUCCUGCGUGAGCUCUCUAUCAUCAGGGACCGUGCCGGCCAGGCCUGCCUACGAGAGCUGCACUCCAGCAACAGUCCACUCAUCAUGGCAAUCUGUGGAUCUAAAGGAUCAUUCAUCAAUAUCUCUCAGAUGAUUGCAUGUGUGGGUCAGCAGGCUAUCAGUGGUAAACGAGUGCCCAACGGCUUUGAAGACAGAGCUCUCCCACAUUUUGAGAGACAUUCAAAAGACCCGUCAGCCCGAGGUUUUGUACAGAACAGUUUCUACAGUGGCCUGACCCCUACAGAGUUUUUCUUUCACACAAUGGGAGGCAGGGAAGGCCUGGUAGACACAGCUGUGAAGACAGCCGAGACUGGCUACAUGCAGAGGAGACUGGUCAAGAGCCUGGAGGAUCUGUGCUCCCAGUAUGACCUGACUGUGCGUAACUCAACCAGCGACAUUGUUCAGUUUACCUAUGGGGCUGACAGCCUUGAUCCGGCUGCCAUGGAGGGCAAUGACAUACCAGUAGACUUCCAAAGGGUUUAUGAUCACAUCAGGGCUAACACCAACUUAGAGUGUAGAGGGGAGCGAUCACUCAGUGGUCAGGCUCUGACAGACACAGUGGAGGAAUUCCUGUCACUGCCCAGAUACAAACAUUACAGCGAGGAAUUCAAAAAAGAACUCAGAGAGUUUGUGACCACUGCUGCUGGCAAAAUUAUGAAAGUGCGGUCCCGUUAUGGUGUGGACAGUUCGGGCAACUCUAUACCAGUUCUCUACCAGCUGGAGAGGGUGACCCGCACCCAGGUGGAGAGGUUCCUGGACUGCUGUCAGGACAAGUACAUGAGGGCCCGUAUUGAGCCAGGCACAGCAGUGGGGGCAGUGUCAGCCCAGAGCAUUGGAGAGCCAGGCACACAGAUGACCCUGAAGACCUUCCACUUUGCUGGUGUUGCCUCUAUGAACAUCACACAGGGUGUGCCCCGUAUCAAGGAGAUCAUGAAUGCCUCCAAGAACAUCAGUACUCCCAUAAUCACUGCCCACCUGGAUGUGGACAAUGAUGCAGAGUUUGCCAGGGUCGUUAAAGGGCGCAUUGAGAAGACUGAACUGGGAGAGGUGUCCGAGUACCUGGAGGAGGUGUUCCUGCCGGAUGACUGCUUCAUUCUGGUCAAACUGGACCUGGAGAGGAUCAGACUUCUCAAGCUCGAGGUGAAUGUGGCGUCCAUCAAGGAGUCCAUUGUACUCUCUAAACUGAGGAUUAAACCACAGAAUGUGCAGGUGCAUAGUGCGGCCGUACUGACCAUCCAUCCCAAGGAGUCGGCCAAGAGCUCCAUGUACUACACACUGCAGUUCUGGAAGAAGGAACUGCCUUCAGUCAUGAUCAAGGGAAUACAGUCAGUGACAAGGGCUGUAAUCCACAUAGAUGAUAGCAAGGGCAAUAAAUCUUACAAACUGCUGGUAGAGGGAGAUAACCUGAGGAAAGUCAUGGCAACCAGAGGAGUGCACGGAUCCCAGUGUAUCUCCAACAACACAAUAGAGGUUGAGAAGACGUUGGGUAUCGAGGCUGCACGUAAGACCAUCAUGAACGAGAUCAACUACACGAUGAGCAGCCAUGGCAUGAGCAUUGACAUCAGACAUGUCAUGCUGUUGGCAGACCUCAUGACAUACAAGGGUGAGGUUCUCGGUGUGACCAGGUUUGGUCUGGCCAAGAUGAAGGAGAGUGUCCUCAUGCUGGCCUCGUUCGAAAAGACAGCUGACCAUCUGUUUGAAGCUGCUUACCAUGGACAGAAGGAUGUGAUUUCAGGCGUGAGUGAGUGCAUCAUCAUGGGUAUACCAAUGACUGUUGGUACAGGCUUGUUCCAGCUUCUACAUAAAGCUGAGAAGAAACCCCCAACACAGCGCCCUCUUCUGUUUGACAUCCCAGAAUUCCAUGUUCCUGGGAUAGUCUCAUGACGUCACAAGAAUCUUUUUGGUAGACCAGUCUCUAUGUGGACAGUGGCAUAGAAUUGUUGUUGUACAUAAGUAACGAUUCUGUUCCAAUUGAUCAUCGGUGCAUUUCGUUUAUUGUUAUGGAAAAUAAACUGAGAAGAAAAUAAA
Dreissena polymorpha is the source of this 4443-nucleotide messenger RNA. RefSeq names its product DNA-directed RNA polymerase III subunit RPC1-like. Gene Ontology annotation, molecular function: DNA binding; DNA-directed RNA polymerase activity. The transcript has 35 exons. Gene Ontology annotation, biological process: DNA-templated transcription. Bases 130 to 4299 code for a protein of 1389 amino acids. The record is from RefSeq and is a predicted model, not a curated record. NCBI's taxonomy places the organism in Eukaryota, Metazoa, Mollusca, Bivalvia, Myida, Dreissenidae.